AUCUGCAACAUGGGUCGGUGAUUGGAUAACAACCAUCUACAGAAGUAGAGAGUACAGAGUACAGACUGAUAAUGGAUAAUAACAUCCUCGAUAGUUCGUUAAGGGAUUAAUGAAACGAAAAUUUGAAACUUGAAAGUAGAACCCUAAACAGCAAUGAGACGUUGAUACAAGUUUAAGAGCCACAAUCACUGAAACGAGCUGUCUGUCAAGUUAUCAAAACCAGUGGGCUGUUUUUUCUACUUCUUUGGGUGAUGCAUAUCGUCCUCCUUACACGCCAAAGUUGAGCUUCUGACGUGCUCGUUGGUCCCAUCAUUUCGUGGUUGGUAUCAUUGUUCCGCAUCGAACAUCUCUCUCUUAUUAUAUAUAUAGACGAUACAACAACAUAUGUACUUGGACAAGGAACGACAACCAUCUCUUCCUCCUCUCUUCUAAGCCUUUCUCACACUCACCCACCAAGUGUUCGAUCUUUUCUUCCUUCCAUCAUUACAACGCUAAUAGGAAAAGAAAAUGGGCAUUCGUUUUCCCGAGAUGGUUGCUCAUGCAAAACAGUUCAUUCGGGGACGACGCUCUCUUUAUUCAACAACAGUGAGUACAACCACAAAGGAUGUUCCCAGAGGCCACUUCGCUGUUUAUGUCGGAGAGAAGCAGGCUAAGCGGUUCGUGGUUCCCAUUUCCUUCUUGAAGCAUCCCUUGUUUCAAGACUUGUUGAGUCGGGCUGAAGAAGAAUUUGGAUUCGAUCAUGGGAUGGGUGGUCUCACGAUUCCAUGCGACGAAGACGCCUUCAUCAGUCUCACUUCUCACUUGCAUGGCUACUGAUGAAUAGAAUAGAAUAGAGAUGUAGAGAAGUGACCCUGCAAAUUUGUAACCAAAUUUCAUAUAUAACCCUUUACAACUUAAUUAUUAUCUCUCCAAUUUUGAAAAUAUAACUUCCUUUUCUUCCUAUUAUUUCUUAGUAGCUGGAUUCAAGCAUGUCUCAGUAGAGAUUUCUUCUUUAUUUUUUCUUUCCUUUUCUUAUC
Messenger RNA from Nelumbo nucifera (sacred lotus), 1016 nucleotides. Its product is annotated as auxin-induced protein 15A-like. Gene Ontology annotation, biological process: response to auxin. Lineage: Eukaryota; Viridiplantae; Streptophyta; Magnoliopsida; Proteales; Nelumbonaceae. The record is from RefSeq and is a predicted model, not a curated record.